ACAAAUGAUCCAUAGAUUCAACACAUAAGCUAGUAACUGUUCGAGUAUUAAAAAAAUCAAUACCUGAAGUUACUGUUUAUUGGUAAUUUUUUUAAAUUAUUAAUUGAAUAUAAUUAUCAUUUUGAAAAAUGGUAAAAUCAGGACACAAAAAAUUUUUAAAAAAGGAAAAAUCUAAAGUGAAAUUAAAAGUUUCUCAUCAAACAUUAUUACCUAAAGGACAAAAUGUAACAAACACCAAUUUUAAAGUGCAAAAAAUUGUUUUGAAAGGCCAGUUAAAAGAACGUGGUGAACAUGAAAUACUUUCUAAAGGAAAUCUUAACAUAAAAGAACUGCUUACAAGACUUAACCAUCAUAAUAUGUGGCAAAGGCAGUCUGCUUUAGAGGGAUUAAAUGAUCUUGUAGCAUUUUAUCCCCCACAAACUAUGGCUGUUCACUUGUCAUCAUUUUUAGAAGCUGCUUCACGUCUUUCCUUGGACUGCGAAGCUGAUAUUCGUAAGCUAGCAGUUAAACUUUUAUCAUCUAUUUUGACUGCAGUCAAUGAAGAUCAAGUUGCUCCUUCAUUUGAAAUUGUUACAAGAUACUUAGCUUGUGCAAUGAGUCACAUUAAUUCUGCAGUUCGAGAAACAUCACUACAAGUUUUAGAGGUUCUUAUAGAAAAAUGUCCAAAAUUGACAGCUACUCAGUGUCAGUCUGUUGUUUUACCAGGAUUCUUAGAUUUAAUAUCAUCGAAACUAAAUGAUACAGGAUCCCGUAAACUAACUGUACAAAUAAAUGAACAUACUACUACAAGUGUAUGGCGAUUAAAAGUAUUAAGUAGUUUACGUUCAUUACUUAGUGCUGUUGUUCAAAAUUCUGUUGGAGACUUAAAAAGUUCAAUAACUCUAAAUAGAACUGUGAAUUGGAAGGAUUCUUGCCGUUUGCGUGUUCCUUUAUAUAAUCAAUUUAGCUUAAAGGCAGCUCCAUUAAAUUUAAAUGUUACUGAGAUGUCCCAAGGAAAUUCUUCUAUGAAUGAAAUUCAGGUAGGAAAAA
This is a messenger RNA of Daktulosphaira vitifoliae (grape phylloxera), 1029 nucleotides long. Its product is annotated as testis-expressed protein 10-like. Gene Ontology annotation, cellular component: MLL1 complex; nucleus. The transcript has 4 exons. The record is from RefSeq and is a predicted model, not a curated record. Lineage: Eukaryota; Metazoa; Arthropoda; Insecta; Hemiptera; Phylloxeridae. The annotation marks the transcript as partial.